Molecule: messenger RNA, 874 nt
Organism: Phragmites australis (common reed)
Lineage: Eukaryota; Viridiplantae; Streptophyta; Magnoliopsida; Poales; Poaceae
Product: ubiquitin-conjugating enzyme E2 variant 1C-like
Exons: 4
Coding region: 127-570 (147 amino acids)
Biological process (GO): protein K63-linked ubiquitination; DNA damage tolerance
Cellular component (GO): nucleus
Source: RefSeq, a predicted model, not a curated record
AAAGGAGCAAGAAGCUUCACGUUGAGCCGCGUACACAAAGCUUUCCCUUCGCGAAGGCGAGAGAAAUCCCAAACCCAAACCCAAUCUCAUCUCUCUCUCCCUCUCGCUCCCCUCGAUCGGUCGGCGAUGACUCCGGGAAGUUCUGCCGGAUCGGGCGUCGUCGUUCCUCGGAACUUUAGGUUGCUAGAAGAGCUUGAGCGUGGGGAGAAGGGCAUUGGAGAUGGUUCAGUGAGCUAUGGAAUGGAUGAUGCAGAUGACAUCUACAUGCGAUCGUGGACUGGCACUAUUAUUGGCCCACAUAACACUGUCCAUGAGGGGCGCAUCUACCAGCUGAAGUUGUUCUGCGACAAGGACUACCCUGAGAAGCCACCAUCUGUUAGAUUUCAUUCAAGAAUCAACAUGUCAUGCGCUAAUCAUGAGACUGGAGUGGUUGACCCAAGGAAGUUUAAUGUGCUAGCAAACUGGCAGCGCGAGUACACAAUGGAAUACAUCCUAACCCAGCUCAAGAAAGAGAUGGCAUCCCCGCAGAAUCGCAAGCUAGUGCAGCCUCCAGAAGGGACAUUCUUCUAAAGAAUUGUUCGCUGACCCAUCUCCGGAUUCAAACUCAAGUCGAUCCAUGGGACUUCAAAAACAGCUUCUGCACCAAACCCCAUCUCCUAUGUUUGAUUUCUAGUUUUUGUGUGCCUACUAUGCGCGAACCACCGCGAUCGAGUAUCUAGUGGACUUAGUUUCUUGCAGAUUGUCUGGUGGUUGCUAGGGAGAUGGGCGUGAAACGGUUGCCAGUUUGGCAGGUAUUAAGGAUGUGUAAUUCAAGAAACUCCCGUGGGCAAUUGCAGCUUCUUAUUGACGGUAGGAUUUUUCUUUGGCUGCUAAA